Messenger RNA from Sipha flava (yellow sugarcane aphid), 2885 nucleotides. RefSeq names its product dopamine receptor 1-like. NCBI's taxonomy places the organism in Eukaryota, Metazoa, Arthropoda, Insecta, Hemiptera, Aphididae. Gene Ontology annotation, biological process: adenylate cyclase-activating adrenergic receptor signaling pathway. The transcript is spliced from 4 exons. Gene Ontology annotation, cellular component: membrane. The record is from RefSeq and is a predicted model, not a curated record. Gene Ontology annotation, molecular function: G protein-coupled receptor activity. Bases 403 to 1842 code for a protein of 479 amino acids.
UGAAGCGCAUAGUUUCGGGCCGCGUACAAGGUGUGCACACGCCGUGUCGUCACGCCCGUCAAUCGUCGCCGUCUCGCGCGUGUGUUCGCGUUCGUCGCCGCCGCCGGACGUCCGCGUGUUUUCGGUCUGCGAUACGCCCUGCGCCGCCUGUCCCCUCCCGAAAAAUCACGACCCCGGGGUCCCGGCGAUCGCCCCCGACGUACUGCGGUCACGCGCGCGCGUUCCCUUUUCGCCGCAACAGGUCGCCGUCGCCGUCCGACUUCGCCGUAACCGUUCGCGGUUCCACCGCCGGUCACGUGCCGACGACGAUGACGCGCUAACAACUGUAUGUCGCACGUGACUCGUCCAGCACAAGCCGCCGCAGACGCCGCAGACGCCCAUCCGAACAAUUCGUCCGGCUAAAUGGACGUGUACGUCUUGUUACAGGAUACCAAAUUAAAACCAAAUACAACGAACAACGGAACGCCGGAAAACGAUGAGUACGAUGACAACGGUGAGGAUGCUUUGACAGCACUGCCACUAUUUUGCAUCGGAUCGUUUCUGAUCGUCGUCAUAUUCCUUUCAAUCGCCGGCAACGUGUUGGUGUGCAUGGCAAUCUACACGGACCGAGGGCUGCGACGUAUCGGCAACCUAUUCCUCGCCUCGUUGGCCAUUGCCGACCUGUUUGUCGGUGCGCUGGUUAUGACGUUCGCGCUGAUCAAUGACCUGCAAGGCUACUGGAUGUUCGGUGCUAAGUUCUGCGACAUAUGGAUCGCCAUAGACGUGAUGUGCUCCACCGCGUCUAUACUCAACCUUUGCGCCAUAUCGCUGGACAGAUACAUUCAUAUUAAAGACCCACUGAGGUACACGACAUAUUUGAACCGGAGGAACGCGCUACUGGGAAUAGCGGGCGUGUGGGCGUUGGCCGCGUUCGUGUCCGUCGUGCCCAUCUGCAUACUGAGUAUACACCGACCGCACAUGCCGGUGGUGUUCCACGCAGGUAACAUGGAGUACAUGACGUGUGCGCUCGACUUGACGCCCACGUACGCGGUGAUCUCAUCGUCCAUCAGCUUCUACAUACCGUGCGUGGUGAUGAUCGGCAUCUACUGCCGGCUGUACUGCUACGCGCAGAAGCACGUGCAGAGCAUCCGAGCGGUCACGCGGCCGCUGACCACCACCGCCGCCACCGCGACCACCACCACCGCCACCACGGCGUCCACCACGCUUACCGCGGUGCACCACCACACGUCACCGUACCACGUGAGUGACCACAAGGCGGCCAUCACCGUGGGCGUGAUCAUGGGCACGUUUCUGCUGUGCUGGGUGCCGUUCUUCUGCGUCAACAUCAUCGCCGCGUUCUGCAAAACGUGCAUACCCGAAGCCGCGUUCAAGGUUCUCACGUGGCUCGGCUACUCCAACUCCGCAUUCAACCCCAUCAUCUACUCCAUAUUCAACACCGAGUUCCGGGACGCGUUCCGCCGUAUACUCACCACCCACUAUCCCGACUGGUGCUUCUGCAAAGGUUACCGAUCCAUGGUGCUCAAUUCGGACGCGUCCGUCCGGCACCAUCAUCGCCACCGGAAGGCCGCCGGAUGCGGCUACGGUAGCGGCGAUGGUGGCGGCGGUGGUUAUGGCGGUGGUGGCUGCGAUUUCGUGUCGUCCGCCUCGGUCACGGCCGUCAUCACCGCGUCUGCCGCGAUCAAGCAGAACGGCAAAGCGACCGCUGCUACCGCCUACGGAGGCGGCGGCGGCAUUCUACCGGCCACCAGUCCCAGGUCUUCGGUGGCGUCGCUCCGUCAAUCGCGGCUCAACUCGACCGAGAAAAUCAUCAUCGAAGCUGACCAAGACACAAACAUCAUCUGACUGCCUCCCGACCGGCUACGCGACGUCGUCAUCAUACCUCGUUUCGCCGUCGAGUAUCUCGUCUGAAUCACCGAAACCCGCAUCCUCCCGUUGCCAUUCACACCUGAAUAGAUACUCCGGCGACGAGCUCGGCUAUCCCAUUAUUGCGAACCAGUCCGUACAAGUCCUACCGCUAUGGGUGCACUCUCCUCCCUCGGUACCCAUUCGUAUCCCUGUGACCCGAGACACGUUCUUCUUUCGGUUUUCUAAAGGUUUUUUCGCCGUCUCGGUCUCCGGUCACAAGCACAGCGGUUCGUUUAAAAGGUUCACUGUAAUGUCGUUGCUGUUGACAUGAACAUCGCGUCUAAACCCAUAGGAUACAUUAUCAUAAUGAUUCUUUUUGACUAUGUUACGAUAUUUUUUUUUACAACCGAAUUCCUUAUUUUCUACGCUUACGGUGUUUCUCAUUACAAUAAUUCUUCAAUUAUUGAUAUUCAUGUGAUAUAAGUGUUGUACAGUGUUGCGGAAGAUGUUUUCGCUUCGAUUUUGCACCGCGGGUGUGGAAAAAAGUAAUCAAAUAAUAACAUAUACAAAUCUAAAAAAAACUGUAUUUCUACGGAAUAAUGACCAUUUACGGCUUGUUUCCGAAUACAAGAACACAAGAACUGGAUUUGUUUAACAAGAACAAUCGUGUUAAAUGUGAGAAAAACAAAACAUAAUUGAUUUUUAGCCCAACGAAUAAAAUUAAUUAUUCUGUUCUAUACAAUAUGUUACUAUCACUCUAUAUUGUACAUGUGAUCUAAAACGAGCAUUUUAAUACUAUUUCCCACUCCCUAUUCCCCCUACAUCAAUACCGUGUAUGAUUCAAAACACAGAGGGACUUAUACAUAUAUACAUAUAUAUAUAACAAUAUAUUAUUCAUAAGUACGGUUAGGUAGAAUACUAAUAGAGAUUAUAUAUAUAUAUAUAUAUAUAUAUUUACAUCUACUUUGCUCCAAACUUCUAUAUUAUAUAUCAGGGGUGGCCAAACUGCGGCUCGCAUCUUAUCGUGAGAUACAAAACAU